Jaculus jaculus (lesser Egyptian jerboa) is the source of this 6155-nucleotide messenger RNA. It is a transcript of the gene Trim66, whose product is annotated as tripartite motif containing 66. Gene Ontology annotation, molecular function: zinc ion binding; protein binding. The coding region runs from base 91 to 3825 and encodes 1244 amino acids. NCBI's taxonomy places the organism in Eukaryota, Metazoa, Chordata, Mammalia, Rodentia, Dipodidae. The transcript has 19 exons. The record is from RefSeq and is a predicted model, not a curated record.
AUCUCCAGCCGGAGGUAUCCGCCAGUAUAUCUUACCAGGGAUGUGACUGGACACUCGUUCCUUCAGCGCUUUGCUACUGGGCAAUCCAACAUGGCCAGGAACUGCUCCGAGUGCAAAGACAAGAGGGCGGCCCACAUCCUCUGCACCUACUGUAACCGCUGGCUGUGCAGCUCCUGCACAGAGGAGCACCGGCACGUUCCUGCCCCGGGGGGCCCACUCUUUGCCCGGGCCCAGAAGGGAUCUUCAGGGGUGAGUGGAGGCUCUGGGGACUUCGCCUUGUACUGUCCUCUGCACGCUCAGGAAGUGCUCAAGCUGUACUGCGAGACCUGUGACGUGCUCACCUGCCACAGCUGCUUGAUGGUGGAACACAAGGAACACAGGUGCAGACACGUCGAAGAAGUUCUGCAGAACCAGAGGAUGCUUCUGGAGAGUGUGACGACGCAGGUGGCACACAAGAAAUCCAGCCUCCAGACAUCUGCAAAGCAAAUUGAGGACAGGAUUUUCGAAGUGAAGCACCAGCACAGGAAGGUGGAAAACCAGAUCAAAAUGGCCAAGAUGGUCCUGAUGAACGAGCUCAACAAACAGGCCAACGGACUCAUAGAGGAGCUGGAGGGCAUCACUAACGAGAGGAAGCGGAAGCUGGAGCAGCAGCUACAGAGCAUCAUGGUUCUCAACCGGCAGUUCGAGCACGUGCAGAAUUUCAUCAAUUGGGCUGUCUGCAGCAAAACCAGUGUCCCUUUCCUUUUCAGCAAAGAGCUGAUUGUGUUUCAGAUGCAGCGGUUACUGGAGACAAGUUGUAACACGGACCCUGGCUCUCCUUGGAGUAUCCGGUUCACUUGGGAGCCCAACUUCUGGACCAAGCAGCUAGCUUCCCUUGGCUGCAUCACCACCGAAGGCGGACAACUGUCUCGAGUGGACACUGCGGCGUAUGGAGGCUUACAGGGGCCGUCGUCCUUUUAUCAAAGCCACCAGUCCGCGGCGGCUCAGCAAGAGGCCCUCAGCCACCCCUCGCACAAGUUCCAGGCUCCGGCCCUGUGCUCGUCCUCCGUCUGCUGCUCCCACUGCGCUCCAGCCUCACCUUCCCUCAAGGGCCAGGUCCCCCCACCCAGCAUUCACCCAGCGCACGGUUUUCGGCAGCCCUCUGAGAUGGUGCCUCACCAGCUGGGCGCGCUGCAGUGCCCCACCCUGCUGCCCAGGGAGAAGGAGUUGACCUGCAGCCCCCACCCUCCAAAGCUAAUGCAGCCCUGGCUGGAAACCCCGGCCCCGCCGGAGCCCGAGAGCUCCUCCCAGCGGCCCGCGCAGCCGCUGACUUCUUCCCAGCCCGUGUGCGUGGUCCCCCCGCAGGACGUUCAGCCGGGAGCCCACGCCCAGCCCGCCUUACAGACACCCUCCAUCCAAGUCCAGUUCGGGCACCACCAGAAGCUGAAGCUCAGUCACUUCCAGCAGCCGCCCCAGCAGCAGCUGCCCCCGCCGCCCCCGCCGCCCCCGGCGCCCCAGCAGCCGCCGCCCCCUCCCCCGCCUCCGCCCCAGCAUCUGGCUUCCAGCCAGCACGAGAGCCCCCCCGGGCCCCCCUGCUCCCAGAACGUGGACAUAAUGCAGCACAAGUUUGAGCUGGAGGAGAUGCAGAAGGACUUGGAGCUGCUGCUGCAGGCCCAGCAGCCCAGCCUGCAGCUCAGUCAGACCAAAUCCCCUCAGCAUCUUCAGCAGACCAUUGUGGGGCAGAUCAACUACAUCGUGAGGCAGCCGGCGCCGCCCGUCCAGUCCCAGAGUCAGGAGGACACCCUGCAGGUCACAGAGGAAACAACAGUGUCUGAGGGCCCAAAACCAGCUCUCCCCCUUGACAAGAAUACCAAUGCCUUGUUGCCUCAGACGCCUGCGGAAGAAACUCCACAUAGCGCCCCUCCAGUGGACAGCGUCGGCCAGCACUGCUCUCCAAAUGUGAUGAGAAAGCACGCCACCUCCGUGAGCAUCAUGGGCUUUUCCAACACUUUGGAGAUGGAGUUGUCAUCCACCAGGCCGGCUAAGACCCUAGAGCCACAGCUGCACAGUGGGGGCGGCCUGACAGCCGGCGCCUCCCACACAGCCCCGAGCCUGCGGAGUGGCCCUCCACCCACCGCGUCCAGCUUGACAGGCGUUCAAAACCACGCCGUGCCCAGCCUGGCAAGCACUCACCUACAGCCCGUGCCAAGCCUCGUGCGUAGCACAUUCCAGCCCAUGCCCAACCUGUUGAGUGAUUCCUCCCAGUCCAUCACAAGCCUGGCAAGUGACCACACGCAGGCUGGGCCUAGCCUGCUGUCUGGGCACCCCCAGGCUGUGCCGAGUCUGGCCACUUGUCCUCUGCAGAGCGUGCCUCCGGCUUCUGACAUACACUUGGAGACUACAUCCGCUUCCAGUCCUGGCUGCAGCCGAGCUGUUGAGAGUCUGGGCCCCAGGGAUGGGGCUGAUCCCUCCCUGGGGAAUGCCCUGUGCAAGAUGGAAAGUGAGGAUGGCCUUCGCCCUGCUGACUCAGCGGGACAAGGCCCCAAAGCCCCUCGCCUCGAUUCUCCUAAGGACUUGGCCGUCCCUUCAGAACUGGAGGAGCCGAUUAACCUCUCUGUGAAGAAACCUUCAGUGGAACCCGUGAUCAACACCUCCACAGCUCUGCAGCAGUACCAGAAGCCACAAGAGCAUGAGAAUUUUGAACAAGGAGCCCUAGAGCUGGAUACAAAGGAGAACCCAAGCGUCAGGGCCUUCAAUAGUGAACCCAAGAUUCCCUACGUGAGACUGGAGCGACUGAAGAUCUGUGCUGCCUCGUCGGGAGAGAUGCCCGUGUUCAAGCUGAAACCUCAGAAAAAUGACCAAGAUGGGAGCUUCCUGCUGGUGAUCGAGUGUGGCUCCGAGUCCUCCAGCAUGUCCAUCAAGGUCAGCCAGAACAGCCUGCCAAAUGCCACCCAAGGCCUAGGUCUCGGAGGAAGAAAGGUCACUGUCACGUCUCUGGCUGGGCAGCGGCCACCGGAAGUGGAGAACACAUCUCUUGAAGAGCACAGGCUCAUCCCUCGAACCCCUGGAGUCAAGAAGUGCCCGCCAGCACCAAUAGAGAAUGAGGACUUCUGUGCAGUGUGUCUCAAUGGGGGAGAGCUGCUGUGCUGUGACCGCUGCCCCAAAGUAUACCACCUUUCCUGCCACGUGCCAGCCUUGCUCAGCUUCCCAGGGGGAGAGUGGGUAUGUACCUUAUGCCGCAGCCUGAUGCAUCCCGAGAUGGAAUAUGACUGUGAGAAUGCCCGUUACUGCCAGCCUGGGAUGCGAGCCCCUCCUGGCCUGAACGCAUAUGACCAGAAGAAGUGUGAGAAGCUGGUCCUGUCCUUGUGCUGCAACAGCCUCAGCCUGCCCUUCCACGAGCCGGUCAGCCCGCUGGCCAGGCAUUAUUACCAGAUUAUCAAGAGGCCCAUGGACCUGUCGAUCAUCCGGAGGAAGCUACAAAAGAGGGACCCGGCUCACUACACCGCUCCGGAGGAAGUGGUGUCCGAUGUGCGCCUCAUGUUUUGGAACUGUGCUAAGUUCAAUUACCCUGACUCGGAGGUCGCGGAGGCUGGGCGCUGCCUGGAAGUGUUCUUUGAGGGCUGGUUGAAGGAGAUCUACCCAGAGAAGCACUUUGCCCUGCCCCAGCAAGAGGACUCAGACUCCGAGGAGGUGUCCUGUGAGAGCGGCUGCUCCACUGCCCAAGGUUUCCCAUGGCCCUCCUACAUGCAGGAGGGCAUCCAGCCAAAGAGGCGGAGGCGACAUAUGGAGAACGAAAAGGCAAAAAGAAUGUCAUUUCGCCUGGCCAACAGCAUCUCACAGGUGUGAGAGCUCGAAGGAGACGGGCACUCUGGCGGCUGGUGUCCCGUCCUCGUAACCGCCCCCCCACCCCCCAGCUUAUUCUCUUCAGAGUGUGGAUGUGAGAUGAGUCUCGUGGAGCCUGUUGUGCUCCUCCUCACCAUUUGCAUCUAUAGCGUUUAUUUGGGAGCCACGGCGCAUCCACUGCUGAGAUGAUUUCAGUAAUAAAUAGGAAAGAGGGAGGCGUUCCUCGAUGCCAGAGUGAUCAGACAGGGUCCUCGGGCUUGGGAGGACCUAGCUAUCCUGGUGAACUCUCUCAGCUGAGGAAGGCAGACCUUUCUCGCCUCUCAGUGGCCAGGGCCCAGGAGCAGUGUAUAUGUCUGACCUCCUCCUGGCUCGGAAGUGGGUAAAAGAAGGGAACAAGGUUUGGACAUAUGGCAGGCCUGUGAUCCCUGGUCCAGCACAGCCAAAGACUGCCAGUUUGCCUUUGCUUGUCCUGUUGGGACAGAGGUACCUGCCAUGGGCAGAGAUAAUGGAGGUUUCUAGAAGCCCAGGUCUUAAUUGGUGCCUACUUGGGUUCUAACGGUUUUCAGGGUAUCUGUUUUCCAUACCUCUUGGGGUUUGAAUUAGGUGGUCCCUUUGAAAAUGCUACAGGUGGCUUGGCAUUCUUGCCUGAGCUGGGUGGCAGUAUCAGAGACCCCUUGGAUCUCUGGCUCAGAUUGUACUUGCAUCAAGAAGAUGCCAGUUUCAGAAUCUGCCCUGUGUACCUACCACUUCAGAACCUGCCUUCUCAGAAGUGACUGUUGUGCUGGUCAGUGGCCACCCGUUCCUCAUCUCCAUUCAGACAUCUGCAGCCCCAGUUCUGCCGGGCGGAUGAGUGAGGCAGUGCUGCUUUCUGCUUCAGGCCCUGAGUUCCCUGGGCGAGGAGAAUGAGCCACAGCUAGCUCCCUCUGCUGGGCCUCUCCUCCUGCACAGAGGCUCUGGUUCUCUGUCUCUUCCAGUUCACACAGCCAAAGAUCAGAAAUGAAUCCUUUGACUUACCACAGUCCAGGAAAAGCCAAUACUCUAUGGCACCCAUUGUGUGGCUGGAGAUUAGAGAAGGUCAUAGUGACCAACAGGAGUCAAACUUUGGCAUCUCUAGGUCAGGGGUCGGGUGGGGGGAGUCAAGAGGGUAAGGAGCCAGCCAUCCAGGAGGCUAGUUGGGACCUUGGUUUCCAUAGGAUGCAGGGAUAUUUUCUGGAAGCCUUGGGAAUAGGAGCCACAGGCUACUUCUAGGAUGGAUUUUUAUGGUGCCUAUGGGGUGUCUGUGAGUAAGUGGCAGAGACGGAUACUAAGGACAUCUUCUCAAGGGGUUGGUUGAAGAAGGACUACCUGUUGAUGAUAUUGUUGGCGGUGGGGGGGGGGGGCUGUGGAGCUAUGGAUCUGGCAUUCAGUAGCCAUGUCCUGGGGCAUGGCAUGUCUGAUUUCAGGGGAGUCUUAGGCCAUGGAUUUGUCUCUACUAAGAGACGUUGUCUAAGGAUGCUUGUUUGUGGGGCCUUUGGUGAUAAGCAAACUCCUUUUCACCAGAAGUCAUGUCUGUCCCUCUGAGUUGAUGGUAGCACUCAAUUCCUUCUCCGCCCAGGGGGAGAUACCACCUUCCCUUCACAGUAGACCUGGCCCGCUGGCUUGCCAUUCACUCAGAAGCACUGCCAAGCUCUCCUGAGCAGACGGACUCCCAUAAUCCUGCUUUCCAGGUUGGGACAGCCAGGUCUUCCAAGCACUGCUAGUCACAUGGUGUUUGGACCUAGGCCUUGGUCCUUGGGACUCACGUGACUUUUUGCUUGAGGUUCUGGCUGUUCCUCCUUCAAUGUUUGCAUCUUUUCCUCUAAACCUGCCUGGUAAGGUGCUUUCUGUGCGUAUCUUCCGAGUUCCUGUCCUUGGCCGUCUCUCCUUUGUGUGGCCCAUGUUCCCACCACUCCCCAGUGGGUUUCAUGGUCCUGGGCAUUGGAAAGCGAGAGGGCUCAAACCAUGGGGGUCCUUCCCCAGGACCAGCUGGAGACCUCAAACGUGAAACAGAAAUGCCUGGUUCAAAGCUUGGCUUCCCCUCCUCAUUAGAGUGCUCAGCUUGGGUGUGGCCUGCCCGAUUCAAGGAUCAACUUUGGGGUGAGGGGAUCUUGGUAGUGUUGUAGAGUCCCCUGUUCCUGUCCCAUCAUGGAGACCAUGCAUGCUGAGAGGCUCCCUUCAGGCACCUCAGCAGGGAGGGUGGGACGAAGGCAUUCUUUCCUCCAGAGGCAUGAGGUCUGACCACACCUUCUUUAUGUUGGUUAGGCUGGGGCAUUUCCUUUCCCUACUUUUCUAAAAUACUUAGAACAAUUUUUUAA